AUGAUGCCAACAUAUGCCCGUAAUGAAUUGUACGAUCUAAUGGAUAGAUUACAAGAUCAUUGUCUUUACCAUGAUACAGACUCUGUUAUCUUUGUCAGCAUGCCCGGAGAUUGGAAUCCACCAUUUGGUGAUUAUCUAGGUGUGCUGACUAGAGAACUGCUGCCAGGGACACAUAUAACCAAAUUUGUCUCAUCAGGCCCCCAAUCAUAUGGCUAUCGCCUAAACAAUGGGAAGACCAGUUUAAAAGUUAAAGGUAUAACACUCAAUGUUGAUAAAGCACAACAUGUUAACUUUGACAGUCUGGAAGACCUGAUAUUAGAUUAUCCUUUAAAACCCGAAGGUGAAGAUCAGAAAAAAAUUGUGACCUGCCAACCCUGUAUAGUCUGGUUUAAAAAGUACUGGCAGAUUGAGAGGCACACGCUGCAGAAAAUGCAAAAGUGUGUAUACACUAAAUGGAAACUUACAGAUAACUUCACAACACUUCUGUUUGGGAUUAAUUUAACUGUUGUUGAUGUACUGAUGGAAUUGGCUAUUAAUAAUUCUGAGAUUGAGGAAGUGUUCACAAAAUAUGUACAACAUAGAAAUCUCGGUAUCAUGUAUCUUGUACAAAAUGUAUUCUGCCAAGUCAUUCAUCAUAGGCCUAUCAACUGUGAACAUGUCAGCCUGGUUACGCCAUUAUUGGACACUUUUAAAGAUGCCAAUAUAGACAAAACCAAACCAAAGAAACCUGUUCCUCUGUAUUACAAAUAUCUUCUAACUUUCAUUUUCGUCAUUGAGGAAAUUAACAAAGAUCAGACAAUAUUACCCAAUGUUACUCUGGGAUAUCACGUAUAUGAUUCUUGUACACAAUCCAAGAAAGCUGUAAAGAGUGUCCUCCAGAUUUUAUCAGGAUCAGGAAAGACAAUUCCAAACUAUUCCUGUAUGGGACAUAGAAUGUUAUCUGGUUUUAUUGGAGGACAAGGUUCCCUAACGACAUUGCCCAUGGCACAGAUAUUGGCAUUAUAUGGAUACACACAGAUCAGCUAUGGAGCAACCAGUUAUCUUCUCAGUGACCGCAACCUCUAUCCAACAUUCUACCGCACUGUACAAGGGGACCAGGCCAGUUAUUCUGUGCUAUCAAGUCUGAUCAAGUUCUUUGGCUGGACAUGGGUUGGAGUUUUGGCUUCUGAUGAUGACAGUGGUAAUGAAGAAAUUGAACUUCUGACGGAAUAUCUGACUUCCAGAAGUAUCUGUGUUGCCUACACAAUAAGAAUAAAGUAUUAUAAAUUAGAUGUAUUAUAUGAUAUGAAUAAGAAGAGAGCUGAUAUUAUCAGAAAGUCAUCUGCCCAGGUUAUAAUACUCUGUGGGACAUAUUCUUCAUUUUUAGCUGAUUUUUUAAAAGAUAUGAGAAAAGUCAUCAAUGAUAAGACUCUAGUAUUUGGUCCGACAUUUGCCUUAAUAACAUUUCUACUGGAACAUUACAAUGAUGUAUUUAAUGGAAGUUUGGCCAUUGAACCUUCAUCUCUCCCAAUGCUGGAUAUGAGAAGUUUCUAUGACAGUUUCCAGACCAUAAAUCACCCCGAGGACAAGUUACUAGAACAUAUAUGGUUAAUAUGGGAGAAUUGUUUGUCAAGUGAUAGAAAAAGUAAUAAAUUAUAUAGUGAACUAUAUAAGAAAUCACUGCACAACUGUCCUGGGAAGAGAAAUAUAACAGAGUUUGCUAGUUUUCACAGCCCAGGUCUGACUGAUCGAGUAUAUAAAGCAGUUUAUUCCAUGGCCCACGCUUUACAUAAUAUGCACAUGUACCUAGGUGAAAGGUCUCCCAAAAACAUCCCUCCUUCUUAUGGCUAUAGACAUCAGCUACAUCGUUAUUUGCAGAAUGAGAGACGUGUGGAUGGGGAGCCAGUAUUUAAUAACAAUGGAGAUUUUGCUACCCCGUAUAAAAUUGUAAAUUGGCAAGUUUCCAAGCAGGACAGAUUGGUAGUACAUGUUGGCCGUACAAUGAAAGAGGAUGGAAAUUAUCAGAACUUUUCUAUUCAGCUGGAAAACAUUGUGUGGAAAAAUAACAUCAAUGAGGUCAAUGGUAUAAGUCUUGACCAUCUCAUAGUCAUCGGGAGUGAUGGCACAAAUGUCUACACAGAACACUUUGGAGGUGUUAUCGCCAUUACUGAUUGUCGCUUGGGGAAGAACCUUCAAAGGCAAAUAUGUCUUCUCCAUAUCAACAAAUUACCACUGCGUCAUCUCUUCAGAUUUUUAUGCUCUUGGAUGACCUCAAACACAUCAGGGCAUUGGCAGUUGAAAGACUCAUUCAAGGUAGAGCUACCCAUGAUGAAAAGAAGAUUUGACAGUUUUCAAAUUCCAGAGCUGAAUUUUAAAGCUAAUGAUUAUGUUGAUGUGUUUGAUUGGAGCAAAAUAAGUUUGACCUCUCCUCUAAUUCUAAAAAAAUUGUCAGAUGAGAAACUAAAGGUGCCAUCUACUGAGCCCACAAGAUUUCAGUCUUCAGACCUGUGGAUGUUCCCUUCCCACACUCAGGCUGUUGAGAGGUCCGUCAAACUGAUCCCAAAGUCUCAGUGCUCAGAGAACUGUAAGCCGGGGACCAUGAAAGUGCUGAUGUCUGAUCUAUAUUCCUGCUGUUAUUACUGUGUCCAGUGCUCUGCGGGAAAAAUAUCCAAUGUGACAGACAGUGAAAAUUGCCUGAAGUGUGCUGACCAUGAGUGGCCCAAUGAGAAAAAGACUCAGUGUGUUCCCAAAGUGCUGGAAUUUCUGUCCUACACAAAUGAUACAAUAGUUGUUUUAAUCUUAAUAACAACUUUUGUGCUUUUUUCUUUAACUUUUCUGAUACUUAAAAUAUUUAUUUUGUACCGAGACACACCUCUGGUGAAAGCCAACAACAACAAUCUGAGCUUCCUGCUCCUGGUCUCCAUCAUGCUGAGCAUUCUCUCUGUGUUCCUGUUCCUCGGACGUCCUGUAGAUGCCACCUGUAUGUUGCGUCAGAUCUCUUUUGGAAUCCUCUUUUCAGGAGCCAUAUCUUGUGUCUUAGGCAAAACUAUCAUGGUUUAUAUUGUUUUUAAAGCCAAUAAACCCGGAAGUUCAUGGAAAAGCUGGAUCAACACGAAGCUGUCAAAUUGUGUUGUAAUGUUGUGCUCAUCCAUCCAAGUGGUAAUCUGUAUGAGUUGGGUGACUAUCUCUUCACCUUUCCAGGAGCUGGACACUCAUUCUUAUAAGGGAAAGAUCAUUGUUCAGUGUAAUGAAGGUUCUCUUAUUGGGUUUUAUUCUGUCCUGGGUUAUAUGGGAAUCCUGGCAGCUAUUAGCUUUAUUACAGCUUUCUUGGCCAGGACAUUACCGGACAGUUUUAAUGAGGCCAAAUACAUCACCUUCAGUAUGCUGGUGUUCUGCAGUGUCUGGAUCACCAUGAUCCCGGCCUAUCUCAGCUCCAAAGGGAAAUACAUGGUGGCUGUGGAGAUCUUUGCAAUACUAGCUUCAUGUGCUGGACUUUUAUGUUGUAUAUUUUUCCCAAAAUGUUACAUUAUCCUAUGGAGGCCGGAACUAAACACAAGAAAACAUCUACUUGAGAAAGGAAAUGAUCGUGUCAAUCAUAAAUAA
This is a messenger RNA of Pseudophryne corroboree (corroboree frog), 3582 nucleotides long. RefSeq lists its product as uncharacterized. Gene Ontology annotation, biological process: G protein-coupled receptor signaling pathway. Gene Ontology annotation, molecular function: G protein-coupled receptor activity. NCBI's taxonomy places the organism in Eukaryota, Metazoa, Chordata, Amphibia, Anura, Myobatrachidae. Bases 1 to 3582 code for a protein of 1193 amino acids. The record is from RefSeq and is a predicted model, not a curated record. The transcript is spliced from 10 exons. Gene Ontology annotation, cellular component: plasma membrane.